This is a messenger RNA of Scophthalmus maximus (turbot), 999 nucleotides long. It is a transcript of the gene nqo1, whose product is annotated as NAD(P)H dehydrogenase, quinone 1. NCBI's taxonomy places the organism in Eukaryota, Metazoa, Chordata, Actinopteri, Pleuronectiformes, Scophthalmidae. Bases 118 to 933 code for a protein of 271 amino acids. The record is from RefSeq and is a predicted model, not a curated record. Gene Ontology annotation, molecular function: NAD(P)H dehydrogenase (quinone) activity. The transcript is spliced from 6 exons. Gene Ontology annotation, cellular component: cytosol.
CACAAAGCGAAUAAAAACAGCAUCUCCAGCUCUGCACCAGGGUGAGUUGCUGUUUCUCCUCAUCGUACAAGUCAACAGUAAAGCGCAUCAUCUGCAGUGUUAAGGGGCGAAAAAAAAAUGGCAAAGAAAGUGUUGCUUGUGUAUGCCCAUCAGAGCUCUGGCUCAUUCAACGCCGCUGCCAAAGAUGCUGCGGUGAAGGCAUUGAAAGCUCAGGGGUGCACAGUGGAAGUGUCCGACCUGUAUGCUAUGAAGUUUAAGGCCUCUGCUACUGCUGAAGACAUCACUGGUGAAGUUCAGAAUGCAGAACACUUCCGUUACGCAGAGGAGACCAAACUGGCGUGGAAGGCCGGGAAGCUGGCUGCUGACAUCGUUGAAGAGCAACGUAAAGUCACUGAGGCAGAUCUUAUCAUCUUUCAGUUUCCCAUGUACUGGUUCACUGUUCCUGCAAUCAUGAAGGGCUGGUUUGACCGGGUGCUCACACUGGGCUUUGCCUACGGACAUGAUAAGAGAUACAGCAGUGGAAUCUUCAAGGACAAGAAGGCCAUGCUGUCUUUCACCACCGGUUCUCAGGAGUCGAUGUUCAGUGCAAAUGGCAUCAAUGGAGACAUGAAUGUCACAUUGUGGCCACUACAGAACGGUAUUCUCAAUUACUGUGGCUUCCAGGUUCUGGCGCCUCAGAUCUUCUGGGCUCCAUCUCACAUCACAACUGCGGCCCGCAAGACCAUGCUGGAGGCCUGGUGCGCCCGAAUGCAAGGCCUGCUGGAAGAAGAGCCCCUUACCUUCACGCCCUCUGACUGCUUUGACGGGGAGAAGGGUUUCCAGCUGAAGCCUGAGUUCCAUGAGAAACACGCCAACAAGGAGUUUGGACUGACUUCGGGGAUCCACCUGGGAAAGCCACUUCCACCAUACAACCAGAUGAAGGUUGGAGUGUGAACACGGCGGAGCCUCACUUGGUGCCAUUCCUGUGUGGUUGAAAUAAAUAUUGUGACUUGAAGUACA